Messenger RNA from Rubroshorea leprosula, 2590 nucleotides. The record is from the annotation of a GenBank genome assembly. Lineage: Eukaryota; Viridiplantae; Streptophyta; Magnoliopsida; Malvales; Dipterocarpaceae.
AUCUCCAUUGACGCCUCUGAUUCCUUCAAUUUUUCAAAUAUAAUCCCAUGCCGUCAACUUAAUCCCUAGCACCCAUUAUUUUCACCCCAUCCUCCUGCUACAAUUCGUCAUCUCUAUCAACGGUCACCCCUGUUUCUUCGAAGGACGAUAAGUGCUUUAUUUUCUAACUAUGCUCUAUCUAUCUACCCAAGAAAGAAAAAAAUCUUACUCCUAUAUUAUCUUUUAUUACAGGAAUUAAGAUGAAUUCUUCUCCAAUUUCACAACAAAUAUCUCAAAAUGAAAUUGAUGGGAACAACUGCUUAGUCAGCAAUGACAACUUCUUAACUGUACAAAUGGAUGAUCUUGAGGGGUUAGAAGAGAUUUCUACUAGUACUGCUAUGGAAAUUGAAGGACCCAAAAUGUUGGGUGAAGAUGACAUUAUUGGUGGGAUGCCUCGUAAAGGUAUGCAAUUUCCUUCGGCUGAUGAAGCUCGUGAAUUUUAUAAUGAAUAUGCCAAAAGAAUGGGAUUUAGUAUUCGCACGGAGUCAGCAAAGAGGUCGUCCCCAGAUGGACCUGUUAAUCGAAAAUAUUUUGUUUGCUACAAGGCAGGAAAAAAGAGAAAUUAUCAGCCUAAAAAAAAGGGAACAUGUGACCGUCCAGAUCGAGUAAAUUGUUGUGCUCGAAUGUCUGUUCUCUUGAAAGAUGGAGUUUGGAUUAUAAGCCAAUUUAUUGAUGAACAUAACCAUGAGAUGUUUAACUCCCCAAAUAAAGUAAAAAAGCUACGGUCCCACAACAAAGAACACUUGUUGCCGGAGACAAUUGAGCUAAUGGAUCAAUAUAAACAAGCUGGCUGUGGACCUUCUAGAAUUGCAAGACUUUUGAAUGUGACAAGCAAUGCUGAAAAUUUUUACCAUGCCAUAGAGAUUGAUGAAAAUGGUGUUUGUAGGAGCUUGUUUUGGGCAGAUGGGAGAGCUAGGGAAAUGUAUCAAAAUUUUGGUGAUGUUGUGGUUUUCGAUGUGACAUAUCGGACUAAUACAUUUCUUUUACCAUUUGCUCCAUUUACUGGUGUGAACCAUCAUGGGCAGUCAACUUUGUUUGGAUGCGCUCUCCUAUCGGAUGAACAGGAAGAUAGCUUUGUGUGGUUAUUUAAGCGGUGGCUGCGGUGCAUGGGGGGUAAAGCACCUGGUGCAAUUAUCACUGACCAGGACCCAGCAAUCACUAAUGCAAUUAAAAGGGUUUUUCUGAACACACGUCAUAGGUUUUGUAGUUGGCACAUCUCACUCCAUGAGGAUGAGCAUCUUCGGGCUUUAAGAUCAUCAUAUAAUCCUGGAUUUGAUGAACAAUAUUAUUAUAAAUGGGUGAGAAAAAGUAAAACUAUUGAAGAAGCCGAGAAUGCAUGGAAAAAGUUGAAGGAGAAAUAUAAACAAGAGUUUAUGGAGCCAUUGACAGAGAAGCAACGCAAUGAAAAAAAGUCUUGGAAAUGGUUAGAAAGCAUGUAUGAGCAACGAUACAGUUGGAUUGAUGUGUAUUUGAGGGACACAUUUUUUUCUGGAAUGAGAUCAAGUCAACAAAGUGAGAGCAUUAAUUCAUUUUUUGAUGGUUAUGUGAACUCUAUGACACCAUUAUCCGAGUUUGUUGGCCAAUAUGCUAAAGCCCUACAAUGUUGUCGUGAUGAGGAAGUGAAUGAAGACAUGUGGACAAUGAAAGCAAAGCCAAAUCCGUGUCACUUGCAUAAGUUAGAAGUUCAAGCUGGAAUGGUUUACACUAGAAAGAUAUUUGCUAAAUUUCAGAGUGAGUUCAAAGAUUCUUUAUAUUGUAUGCAUGAUGAAGUAGCUACUAAUGAUGGGAUGACCACAUAUGAUGUUAGUUAUGGGUUUAAGGGCAAGGUUGAUUCACACUCCGUGCGAUGUGGUCCGUCCAAGGAGGAGUUUGCUUGUACUUGUGGGAAGUUUAAGACUAGUGAUAUUUUGUGUAAACAUAUUCUUCACAUAAUGAUGCAAUGUUAUAGAAUGGAAGAGAUUCUUGAACAAUACAUUUUGGCUAGAUGGACCUUGGCAUAUAGAUAUAGUAGUAAACAAGCUCAAUUGAUAAGCACAUCAAAAGAAUUAGUGGUUUCUGCACUUGCUUCUUGGAAUCUUCAAAAAUCUCUUAAUGAAGUGCAUGACCAAGCAGUAAGUCAUGGCAAACUUUAUAAUGUUGCUGCAGCAGUGGUGGAAGAUUUGAAAAGGCAAUUAUAUAAUAUUAGAAAGGAGCUUGAAGGUUUGGUUACUGAACAAAGUGAGCAAGAUUUUGGUGCUCGAGCAAUAUCUCAAGAUUUAAUUUCAAGUAACAUAGAUAUUCGUGAUCCGGAAAAGGUUAGAACCAAGGGUCGACCAAAGGAACUUUCUAGGAUUCCUGCAGGAAAACAAGUGUCACAAAAUACAGCUCAUAGUAGAAGGCGAACUUGUAGCACAUGUGGUAUUAAAGGUCAUGAUUCUAGGACUUGUGGAAAGACAAAAGACAAGGUAAAAUUAUUAAGUUAAUCAUUAUUUUUUCACUUUUUAGCAUCCUAUUUGCAUGUAACUUAACAAUAUCUUGGUUUUGUGCUUUGUUUUUUAGGUCAUAGAAGAUG